CGAAGCAAACGCCGGUAAAUUUGCAGUGCGAGAUGGCUGACAGCGAAGAUGCCGACAAAGAGUUAAUGGCUCAAGGUGAUGAUUGGAUUGAAAUGGAGCGCAAAACAUCUUUGACAGAUCCGAAAAUAUCGCGUUUUCAAGUAGCAAAAGUAGAUUUUGCUGCAGAUACACCUAAAUGUAAAUUUGCAGAUGAUUCUGACGCUGCUGAAAGGCAGCCUUUGACAGAUCCAAAUCAAGCUAAUGGUGACUCUGAUGGUGAGAGAUACGAUACUCAUAAUGUAAGGAGUUUAAGACAUUAUACCAGAGAGGCCUUACCCCGUGCUGAUCAUUAUAGAAAUGUAAUGUCCGUCCAUGGGCAACUUAAUCGACCUACCCUAGAUGAACUUCAUGAUCCGUCGUUAACAAUGUCCCCAGACCAUAAGGUACGAUGUUUGCUAAAUAUUUGGGGUGUUAUGCUUUUCCUAAGACUGUCUUGGGUAGUUGGACAAGCUGGGAUUGGCCUGGGAUGUUUAGUUAUUCUUUUAGCAAGUGUAGUCACAGUUUUAACAACAUUAUCAAUGUCAGCUAUUUGCACGAAUGGAGAAGUCAAGGGAGGUGGAACAUAUUACAUGAUAUCUCGCAGUUUAGGUCCUGAGUUUGGAGGUGCAAUUGGACUUAUAUUUUCUUUAGCAAAUGCUGUAGCCGUUGCUAUGUACGUCGUGGGAUUUGCUGAAACAUUAGUCGAGUUACUUCACAGUAAUGGACUGGAUAUUGUUGAUGGCGCAAUGCAUGAUGUAAGGAUAAUUGGCUGUAUCACAGUUUUGUUUCUAUUUGGUAUUGCAAUUAUUGGAACUGAGUGGGAAUCAAAGGCCCAAAUAGUGCUGCUUAUAAUUUUGCUUGUUUCAAUGGCUGAUUUUGUAAUUGGAUCCUUCAUUCCACCAAAUUCACUGAAAAAAUCCCUUGGCUUUGUAGGAUGGGAUUUGAAUGUCAUGGCAGAAAAUUUUGGACCUGAUUUUAGAGGUGAAACAUUUAUCUCUGUAUUUUCUGUUUACUUUCCUGCUGCUACAGGAAUUUUAGCUGGGGCAAAUAUUUCAGGAGAUUUAGCUGAUCCACAAACUGCAAUUCCCAAAGGAACCUUUCUCGCUAUAGCUAUCACUACAGUCAGUUACUUGUGGUUUGCGUUCACGGCUGGUUCUGUUAUGUUGAGGGACGCCAAUGCAGUUGAAGCGGUUACUUCAAUUACAGAAGAUAUCAGAAAUUGUUCUUUAGCUCAGUCAUCUGUUUGUGAAUACGGACUCAUGAAUUACUACGGGGUUAUGGAAACUGUAUCUGCUUUCGGACCUAUCAUUUAUGCUGGUAUAUUUGCUGCUACUUUGUCAUCUGCUCUUGCUAGCCUUGUUAGUGCUCCUAAAGUGUUUCAAGCAUUGUGCAAAGAUAAGCUGUUCCCACAUAUUCAUUUCUUUGCUCGAGGAUAUGGGAAAGGCAAUGAACCCAGACGUGGCUACUGUCUAGCUUUUGUUAUUGGUACUGGUUGUGUUGCAAUUGGUGAAUUGAAUGCAAUUGCUCCUAUUAUAUCCAAUUUCUUUUUAGCUGCAUACUGUUUGAUAAACUUUUCAUGUUUUCAUGCAACUUUUGCAAGAUCUCCAGGUUUCCGUCCAUCUUUUAAAUAUUACAAUCUCUGGUUAAGCUUGCUGGGUGCAAUUCUGUGUCUUUCAGUCAUGUUUAUUAUGAAUUGGUGGACAGCAUUGCUUACCUUUGCUAUCGUUUUAGGAUUAUAUAUCUACAUUUAUCAUCGGAAGCCAGAUGUAAACUGGGGUUCAUCUACUCAAGCUCAGACAUACAAGACAGCUUUAAGCUCUGCUUUUAGGCUUAAUCAAGUUCAUGAACAUGUUAAGAACUACCGGCCUCAAAUUCUUGUAUUGACUGGUUGUCCAAGCAGUAGACCACCUUUAAUUGAUUUUGCUUAUCACAUAACCAAAAAAAUUAGUUUGUUGGUUUGCGGACAUAUUUCAAAAGCACCUUUAACUCAGAGAGUUCGAGCAGCUUAUUCAAAACAAGCAUAUCAGUUUCUGCACAAAAGAAAAAUCAAAGCUUUUUAUUCUUUGAUAGAGGAUGAAAGUUUUUCUCGUGGGGCUAAAUCACUUAUGCAGGUUGUUGGAAUAGGAAAAAUGAAACCCAAUGUUUUAUUCAUGGGCUAUAAAUCAAACUGGCAGGAUUGCAGCUUGGAAGAUGUUCAAGAGUAUUUUAAUGUUAUCCAUGAGGCUUUUGACAAACACAUGUCGUUGGGAAUUCUCCGUCUCCAAGAAGGUUUGGAUUACUCUGAAUUCAAUGAUAUUGAAGAAAUAACUGAACUUCCCCAAACAAAUGGAAAGAAAUCAAGACGUCCAUCACUCUUGAAACCAGAACUUGAUGGGUUUCCUAGGAAUGCCUCAAGUGUACAGUUGUCUCAAGCGGGCAGCUCACGAGAAUCUACCCCACCAUCAACUCCAUCGACUGAAAGAAAGAACCAAGUUGAAGAUGGUACUAAAGGAGUCAGCAGUACUCAAGUUGUAAAAGGAUUAUCUACAGCUCUCCCGAAAGAUGUUCUUACCAGUGUAAAUCAGUUCCAAAGAAAACAAAGGAAAGGAACGAUAGAUGUAUGGUGGCUAUACGAUGAUGGAGGUUUGACCAUGUUGAUACCAUAUCUGCUGACAACUCAUUCCCAGUGGAGCAGCUUGAAGUUCAGAGUGUUUUCCUUGGCAAACAAAAAGGAUGAACUUGAUAGAGAACAGAGAAAUAUGGCUGCACUGCUUAGUAAAUUUCGAAUAGACUAUUCUGACGUCAUGGUCAUACCUGAUAUUACAAAACCACCAAAAGAAUGCAGCAAACAAGAUUUUGAAAAUAUCAUAAGUAAAUGGAAAGAAAGCGAUGAUACUGAAAACGAAAAUCCAAAUCUGAUAUCUCUGGCUGAAAUUUUGGCAUUAAAGGACAAAACUAACCGGCAUAUUCGCCUACGAGAAUUGUUAGUUCAGUAUUCUCAAAAUGCCUCCCUUAUAGUAAUGACGUUACCCAUGCCACGUAAAGGCACAUGUUCUGCACCCAUGUAUAUGGCUUGGCUUGAAACGCUGACACGAGAUAUGCCACCCUUUUUGUUGAUAAGGGGAAAUCAGACAAGUGUUCUCACAUUUUAUUCUUGAUAUGUGUGUAUCCUGAAUUAUUGCUGAGGAGAGCUAGUGGAAUUUUACAUCUGGUUUGGGGCCUUGGUUCUCCUUUUUCUGAAAGAAUUUUUGAAGAUUACUGCUAGAAUCAAAGGUUCUUUCAAAGCUGUGUAUAACUGGAGAAGCUUGGUUCCAUCCGAUUUUUAAAAUAUUAUUUACUUUAUAUUGCUUGAUGACUUAGCAGUAUUAUAUAUAACAGCUAUGUGCCUUAUUAUAUUUUUGUAUUGUAAAAAUUAAUUUUCUGAAAAAAAAAAAAACUAUUAGUCUUUGAAAUCAUUUUUAUUUUGUUACACUUACUUUUAUUUACCCCACCUAUUUUCUUUCUUUCAUCUUUUUCUUUUUUUUUUUCUUGAGGAUGUAAAUACUUCGUGAUAAAAUUUUAUUUUUUGACGUUUAUUCAUAAUUCAAGCAUUUAAUUAUGUUUUAAGGCAUUUUCUAUGCAUAGAUGUACUUAUCAUUAAAUAUUCAUGCAGAUAGCAUUAUGCUGUAUCUCAAUCAUCUUUCUUAUUAUCUUUUUUUUUUUUUUUUUUGGCUAUUUAAUAAUUACUUAAAAUCAAAGGAUCCCAAUAUUUUCUGUCUUAUUCCAAGGUCAGCUCUCAGAAGAUAACAACAGUUUGUUUUAGAGUCAGAAAUAUAAAAUUUACUGUUUAUAAGAUCUUAUUGUAAUGUUCAUUAAACUCUGCUUUCUUUCCUAAAUUGAUUACAUUUUCAACAGAUACAUUCUAGUAAUUUUGUCCUUAAUUGUUUGAAUUAAUACUAAUAAAAAUAUUUGUCUGAGUAUGAAGCAUAAAAAAUACAUCAAAUUAAAAUCAUUAGCAGUUUUAACUUUUCCAAACUUUGAAGUUUUGUGUUUUUAACUUUUGAAGUUUUGUGUGUUUUCAGUUCAAAUCUAUGCUUAGGAUAAAAUGAUGUUUUCUGUACAUAUUUUGCUUAUUGUUUUAGUGUUUAUGAGAAAAUUUCUAAAUUUUUUUCUGAUUGGUUUUGUUCCUGAUGUACAAAUUAAAACCAUGAUUUCAAUUUAGAUUAUUGAUGUUAGCAUUGAUUUUAGGGCAGGUUUUGACUUUAUUUUCUUAUGAAAAUGAUUUCUAAUUUCCUAGAACAUUUAUUGCUUUUAAUUUCUCACAGUGUAAUAAAUUGUCAGUUUAUUUAAAACAUAA
Messenger RNA from Uloborus diversus, 4333 nucleotides. RefSeq names its product solute carrier family 12 member 2-like. Gene Ontology annotation, molecular function: sodium:potassium:chloride symporter activity. The record is from RefSeq and is a predicted model, not a curated record. Gene Ontology annotation, cellular component: membrane. Gene Ontology annotation, biological process: potassium ion import across plasma membrane; potassium ion homeostasis; sodium ion transmembrane transport. NCBI's taxonomy places the organism in Eukaryota, Metazoa, Arthropoda, Arachnida, Araneae, Uloboridae.